AAAAAAAACUGUUCAAAUAAGUGGAUAAAUGCAUUGUUUUGCAAUGCAAAUGAGUUUUAUAAUCCAAUCUCUUUAGCAUAUGAAUACUUUCCAGUACAUCCCACAUUUACAUAACCUUUUCUUGCUUUGUUUUUAUAUCAGUCCAAAUGGGAACUGAAUUUCCUUAGGGAUACUAUAGACUUUUACAUUUCAAAGAUCUUUCAGGAUACACUCAAAAAAUGAUCUAAAAGAAAUUUCCCUCCAGUGUAAAACGUACACCUUAGAACUGAAUGAACACAUCUCAUACCUUGUGGUUAGACUGAGAAGAGAUCUUGCGCCCACUUGGGGCUACAGGUUCCAACUUCCCAGCAGAGCGAAGGGCUUGGGAGGCCACAGGAUUUUGUAAACUGUGAUAUGAGUCGGGGUGGGGAAGCGCCGGGUGGAAGAUCAAAGAUCAGAGUGGAGUCAGUCUAAUUAUUACAUAUGGGGAGGUGACUUUUAAGUAUCUCUGUCCGCAAAGAAGGGUCACAGUUCCUCAAGUGGCCUCGCAGGAAGAAAUUUCAAUAGAAAGUCCCGGGAGAGGACUAGGUCCAGCUCCCGGUCAGCUCAGAGACGAAACGUCUGUCCCGCUGUCACUCAAGAGCGAGGGGGCGGGGGUUUUGAACUGUCCAAUCAGGGUCGGCGCCGGGGCAGGUGGGUGGGGCGAGUCUCUGCGCCCACCCCCUACUUCCUGUCCCUCCACGAUCCUUCAAGAUUGAGGUCGCCUGUCCUUAAAGGCCCCACGUUGCUCUGCGACUGACUUUGUCUCACUGUUACCUGUGCUGAAUUAUAGGAAGGACUCAGGGGACCCAGGACACUCAGCAAUGGACUCACUGGCCAUUGAGGACAUUGCUGUGAGCUUCACCCCAGAGGAGUGGGCUUUACUGGAUCCUUCACAGAAGAAACUCUACAGAGAUGUGAUGUGGGAAACCUUCAGGAUCCUGGCCUCAGUAGGGAAAACAUGGGCAGAUCAUGAUAUUGAGGAUCAGUCCAAAAACCAGGGUAGAAAGAAAAGAAGUCCUAUGGUAAAGAGAUUCUCUCAAAGUGAAGAGGGUAGUCAAUGUGGAGAAAAUUUCAGCCUUAUUCCAAAUCUCAAUGUGAACAAGAAAACUACAGGAGCAGAACCAUGUGAAUGCAGUGCAUGUGGAAAAGUCAUGCAUCGUUCAUCCAUUGAAAGGCAAGUUAGAUGUCACACUGAACACAAACCAUAUGAUUAUCAAAAAUAUGCAGAGAAGCCAUAUGUACGUAAGGAAUGUGAGAAAGCCCUCCCUUUUCCCAGUUCUCUUCAAAUAUAUGAAAGUACCUAUAGUGGAGAGAAACCAUAUAAAUGUCAAAAAUGCAGUAAAGCAUUCACUUCUUCCAGUUCUCUUCGAGUCCAUGAAAGAAUUCAUACAGGAGAGAAACCCUAUGAAUGUAAGGAAUGUGGAAAAGCCUUUACAGCUCCCUCAAGCCUUCGAUCACACAUGAUCUUUCACACUGGAGAUGGACCUUAUAAAUGUAAGGCAUGUGAGAAGGCAUUCAUUUCGUCCAGUGCAAUUCAAAUACAUGAAAGGAGACACACUGGAGAGAAACCCUAUGAAUGUAAACAUUGUAGUAAAGCAUUCACUCAUCCCAGUACACUUCGAAUGCAUGAAAGAACUCAUACUGGAGAGAGACCCUAUAAAUGUAAGGAAUGUGGGAAAGCCUUUAUUGCUCUCACAAACCUUCGAGUACACAUGAUCACUCACACUGGAGAUGGACCUUAUAAAUGUAAGGAGUGUGAGAAAGUGUUCAUUUAUCCCAGUUUAUUUCAAAUACAUGAAAGGAGUCACACUGGAGAGAAACCCUAUGAAUGUAAAGAAUGUGGGAAAGCCUUCAGUUUGUACACUAACUUGAAAAAACACAAAAGAACUCACACAGGAGGGACACCCUAUGUAUGUAAGGAAUGCGGUAAGGCUAUUAUUUCUCUUAAACUUUUCCAAAUACAUGAAAAAAGUCACACAAGAGAGAAAUCCUAUGAAUGUAAAGACUGCAAUAAAACAUUCACUUGUCCUAGUUCUCUUCAAAUACAUGAAAGAACUCACACUGGAGAGAAACCCUAUGAGUGUAAGGAAUGUGGGAAAACCUUUAUAGCUCCCUCAAACCUUCGAUCACACAUGAUCUUUCACACUGGAGAUGGACCUUAUAAAUGUAAGGAGUGUGAGAAAGCAUUCAUUACUCCCAGUUCACUUCAAAGACAUGAAAGGAGUCACACUGGAGAGAAACCCUAUGAAUGUAAAGAAUGCAGUAAAGCCUUCAGUUGUACCAGUUCUCUUCGAAAACAUGAAAGAACUCAUACUGGAGAGAAACCCUAUGAAUGUCAAAAAUGCAGUAAAGCAUUUACUUCUUCUAGCUAUCUUCGAGAACAUGAAAGAAUUCAUACUGGAGAGAAACCCUAUGAAUGUAAGGAAUGUGGGAAAGCCUUUACUGCUCGCUCCAGCCUUCGAUCACAUAUGAUGCUUCACACUGGAGAGAAACCCUAUAAAUGUAACGAAUGUGAGAAAGGAUUCAUUUAUCCCAGAUUCCUUCAAAGACAUGAAAGAAGUCACUCUAGAGAGAAGCCCUAUGCAUGUUAAGAAUAUGGAAAAGCCUUCAGUUCUCAUCAAGGUUUCCAAAUUCAUAAAAGAAAUCAUACUGGAAAGAAACUGUAUGAAUGCGAAAAAUGUAGUAAAGUGUUUAAUUUUCCCAGUUCUCUUUGAAGAUAUGAAAGAACUCACACUGGAGAGAAACCCUAUGACUGUCAGGAAAGAAGGAAAGCUUUUAUUUCUCAUGGAAAAUUUGAAGAUAUGCAACAACGCACAAUAGAGAAAAAAACAUAUAUAUGUAAUGAAUGUGGGACCCUUGUCAUCUGAGUUCUUUCUGAAGGGAUAAAAGGAGUUACUUGAUAAAAACUUCUUGAAUGUAAACAGUAUGGGAAAGACUUCAAUUGGCCUACAUCUUUCUAUGUGAAACUCUCACCAAAAAAUAUAUAUAAAUGUAAGAAAUAUGAAAAAGCUUGAUGUAAAUUAACUUGUGUAUAAUGUUCUAGAAAACUUUCAACAUGAAAGAGUUGUUAUAAAUUUGUAAAUAUACUGUGUUUAGCAAGCCUCUUUCUUAAAGUGCAA
This is a messenger RNA of Equus caballus (horse), 3140 nucleotides long. RefSeq names its product zinc finger protein 709. NCBI's taxonomy places the organism in Eukaryota, Metazoa, Chordata, Mammalia, Perissodactyla, Equidae. Gene Ontology annotation, molecular function: DNA-binding transcription factor activity, RNA polymerase II-specific; RNA polymerase II cis-regulatory region sequence-specific DNA binding. Gene Ontology annotation, biological process: regulation of DNA-templated transcription. The record is from RefSeq and is a predicted model, not a curated record.